CAACCAGGGCCGCACUGGAGAUGGAUGGUGAUAGCUCCACGACAGAUGCUUCUCAGUUAGGAAUUGCUGGGGAUUACAUUGGUGGCAGUCACUAUGUGAUACAGCCUCAUGAUGACACAGAGGAUAGCAUGAAUGAUCACGAAGAUACAAAUGGCUCAAAAGAGAGUUUUAGAGAACAAGAUAUAUAUCUUCCAAUUGCAAAUGUGGCAAGGAUAAUGAAAAAUGCCAUACCCCAAACAGGAAAGAUUGCUAAGGAUGCAAAAGAAUGCGUGCAAGAGUGCGUAAGUGAAUUCAUCAGCUUUAUAACGUCAGAAGCAAGUGAGAGGUGUCACCAAGAGAAAAGAAAGACCAUCAAUGGAGAGGAUAUUCUCUUUGCCAUGUCAACCUUGGGGUUCGACAGCUAUGUUGAACCUUUGAAGUUAUACCUCCAAAAAUUCAGAGAGGCAAUGAAAGGAGAAAAGGGAAUUGGGGGAACAGUUACAACUGGAGACAGUCUAAGUGAGGAGCUCACAGAGGAAGCAUUUACUAACCAGUUGCCAGCAGGCUUAAUAACUACAGAUGGCCAACAGCAGAAUGUUAUGGUCUACACAACAUCAUAUCAACAGAUCUCUGGUGUUCAACAAAUUCAGUUCUCAUGAUUUGAAGAUAACUUUGUAUCUGGGAACACAAGACGGAAAAGCUGUGCGACUCUAACGAAGAGGCAGUUUUAAUGACUGGUGAAGAGAUUUAUCUCUUUGUAUAUUAAAUAGCUGUAAUGUAGCUACCAGAAGCUUGACUAAUUGAGGUGUGAGUUCUGACUCAAAUCUUUU
Molecule: messenger RNA, 809 nt
Organism: Indicator indicator
Lineage: Eukaryota; Metazoa; Chordata; Aves; Piciformes; Indicatoridae
Gene: NFYB
Product: nuclear transcription factor Y subunit beta
Exons: 7
Coding region: 21-638 (205 amino acids)
Biological process (GO): regulation of transcription by RNA polymerase II
Cellular component (GO): nucleus; CCAAT-binding factor complex
Molecular function (GO): RNA polymerase II cis-regulatory region sequence-specific DNA binding; protein heterodimerization activity; DNA-binding transcription activator activity, RNA polymerase II-specific
Source: RefSeq, a predicted model, not a curated record